AUGUUCGCUCAUUCCAUCGUCGCCGGGAUCCUCAGCAUUGCUGCCCUUACAAGCGCUGCUCCUCUCACUGUUCGCGAUCAGGCUGGCGGGCAUAGCUACAAUAAUGGCACCUCAACCACGACAGCCCGUCCAAUGAGCACAGGCUCUUCGAUCAACGAUGCUCCCUACAGCUACCCUAAUGGCACGCCAUAUAGCACCCCUGCCCAUCCCAUGACAACCGGCUCCCGCUCUGGAUCACCAUACAACGUUCCAAGCCAGAGCAACCAUGACCAACCCAUUGCCACCAUCCUCCCCGACUUCACGUCUCAAUUCACCGUCUCCAGCGGUGCCAUCAAUUUUCACACCAGCCGCGGCCUCGUCUCUCGCACCCACAGCAGCAACGGAAAUGACGUUACCACGCUGGUCACAUUUGAACUCGACGAGAAGUACGGCGGCAAUCAAUGUCAAGUGGUCUUCGACUUGGGUCCUGAUCCAAUAAGCUACGUCACCGGCACCGGCAAGGCACAACUACUCACAUCCCUCGCUCCAGCAACAGCCGAUAGCGAGAGCUGGCCCUCGGGCAAUUUACGAAAUCAAUAUCUCGGGACAAUCGACGUGAAUGCUUACGGCCGCGCAUCCUGGGAAGUUGGUUCUGGACCUGGCGCCACUGUCGAGGGCAGGUUCCCUUGCUCGCUCAUCGCGGGACACAUUUACGGCGGAGAGAUUGUCCCCGUCGGGGACGAAGUUACCAUCUCUUGGGCUGCCACACAGGGCGAUGGGCCAAAGAUACUCGUCUUCUAA
This is a messenger RNA of Cladophialophora psammophila CBS 110553, 780 nucleotides long. RefSeq lists its product as uncharacterized. The transcript has a single exon. Bases 1 to 780 code for a protein of 259 amino acids. The record is from RefSeq and is a predicted model, not a curated record. NCBI's taxonomy places the organism in Eukaryota, Fungi, Ascomycota, Eurotiomycetes, Chaetothyriales, Herpotrichiellaceae.